AUGACCUCUAGAAGACUAGAAAAUCGAAAUCACUCUCGCAAACAGCACCUAACCUGGAGCUUCAGUGGCAGCGAUGAGGGUCGAUCCACGGCUAACCUAGCCAGUAGGCAUCCUUCUCUUUCCCCAUCCCAACCCGAAUUGUUGUUUCAUCAAUCAUCUACCACCACCUCUUUUGACCCCCCUUACAAAUGCAUGAUGUUGGAUAAAGACAUCAGGAGAGGAGAAAGUAAACGAAUAUGUAUAAGGGCUGCCAAUUCAUCGCCUGUGUCGACAUCGGAAAUCGUAAGGAGAAAGGGGCGUCAGGAGCACAAUCUUCGAGAACGAGAUCGACGUCGGGGAGAGUCUAUUAUUUACGAAUUAAUCCGUACAUGCCUCUCCGAAGAGGACAUCCAUCUUCAUCUACCCGGCGUCAACAGGACACCUGAGAAUUUGUCUUAUCAUCAAAUUCUCCGGAUUUCCGCAGAAUUGGUGAAAAAUGAACCCCACGAGAUGGAUGCCUUUUCUCAUCAUAAGUUGAUUGUGAAGAUUCUUGAGGAGGCGUGUCACAAGCUUGGCGUAGCAUUGCCCGAAAAUAGGCCAUUUGUCAUACCCCCCAUGGAGAAGCACCGACGCUAUGCCAAAAUAGUCAAGGAGGGACUACGGACGGAUAGGUGUAGAAUGCGCCAGAAUGCGGGUGGUGAUGGUGAGGGGUUGCUUACACCACGAGAGGUUGCUCUGGCAAUGGAUGAGAGGCUGCGCGAAUCGGACAGAUUAUUUACCCGAGAGUCUAGAAAGCGUUCUAGCAACUACCACGAACAUCCACCCAAACACCACCAACCAUCCUUAGCUAACGUCCCACCUCCUCAUUCAUCACCUUGUCAAGUAGUGACCAAUGCGCAAAACGAUUUCCCUUUUACGGACAGGAAACCGCCUUGUGGUGCGAAAGACCCUCCUUCUGAUUUCCGGAUCAGCCUCCAAUUCAACUCUGCCGAAACCAUCCAUCCGUCUCCUGCUCUUGAUUUUCACUCCCCCCUUUCCUCUACCGCCCGGCAUCAGGAUCGGCAACGACAAGCAGAGUCGAAAAGCGAAGGAGUUGCAGAUGUUGCAAGUUCUGAUAGUGUUUUUACCUUCCCCCUUUUAUCACCAUCAGCUGGUGUGGAUUUGGGCAUUGAGACUGAACCUCUCUUCCAUCUCCUCUCCACAAAAUUCGAUAUAGACAACCAGGCCUACACAUCUUGUAGACCGCUUAGUCAGGCGUGCUGUUCAGUGUGUACUGUCAGAUUUCCUCCCCCAGAGGAUCGUAGCACAGCGAUUUCAAGUCCAUACGCCAUUCGCUACCACUGUCUUGUUAGCACGCUGCAGGAUGAGGGCAUCACCAACGCCGCGCCGACCUUACGACCGGCCAACAGAUGGCAGCACCGUAGUAGCAGGAUGUGA
Molecule: messenger RNA, 1416 nt
Organism: Echinococcus granulosus
Lineage: Eukaryota; Metazoa; Platyhelminthes; Cestoda; Cyclophyllidea; Taeniidae
Exons: 5
Coding region: 1-1416 (471 amino acids)
Source: RefSeq, a predicted model, not a curated record